Molecule: messenger RNA, 7560 nt
Organism: Hylaeus volcanicus
Lineage: Eukaryota; Metazoa; Arthropoda; Insecta; Hymenoptera; Colletidae
Product: homeobox protein Nkx-2.4
Exons: 5
Coding region: 2016-3521 (501 amino acids)
Biological process (GO): cell differentiation; regulation of transcription by RNA polymerase II
Cellular component (GO): nucleus
Molecular function (GO): RNA polymerase II cis-regulatory region sequence-specific DNA binding; DNA-binding transcription factor activity, RNA polymerase II-specific
Source: RefSeq, a predicted model, not a curated record
CGGGUGUAGCGAUCCCGAGGUAUCCGAGCAUUUUAGGGGCCCAGUGGGAUAAGAGAUAAAAGCCAGAGGCAAAGAAAUGUAGUUAUCGUAAGAAAUUAAAGAUAUACAAGACUGUAUAACUUCUAGCUACAGAAGCUCGAAGUCGAGGAGGGAUGCAAAGUAAAAUAUUGUAACGUAAAAACUGUGAUGUAUCGAAGAGCGUUGUAACCAGAGUUAUGUUCUCCGCGCUGCGAUAAAAAAAAGAAGCAUGGAAUCGAGCGACAUCGGUGUUCGGCGGCCGCAGUCGACGUUUGGCGAAGGGCGCGAUAAGAUGGUCGGUAAGGUCGCGGAGCAGGGCGCGUGUACCUACGGAGAAGUCGCAAAGGACAAAGCCAGAAUCGAAGAGGGGGAAAAGAGGAGAGAGAGAGAGUGUCGGGCAGGAAGGGUGGCAGCAAGCUCGACGAUGAAGGUGGGCCGUUCCGAGCACGGGUGGCCAUGAAACGCCGAUAGACGAGGCGGGCGCGGUGGUCCUCCGCAGGGAGCCGGGGUUCAGCGGCGCGAUAGGCGGACGCGUUCCAGGAGGUACGCGGGAGAGCUCGCCAACGGUGUAGCGACGGUGGUGCAGCGAAUGAAAGCGUCGAAGGUCUGCUAUUGGCCGAGCUCGUCCAAUGGCAGGAUGGUUAGGUCUGGCCAGGGUCUGGCUGGGGGUCGGUUAGGUAGCCCCGCGAUCCCCUCUAGUCGACCGAGUGGGAGCCCUUCUCUCACACGCAAAAGGGGACAUCUCAUCACGACUCUUGGUAGCAGGCACUUCUCCGUAGUGGGCACUCCACUCAUCGUGUCGUCGUACGGGUUCUCCGCGAGAGGCUGUGGGGCCCGAGCCCGGACGAGCGAGCGAGCGAGCGAGCGAGCGCGACCGGCCGAGCCGCUGGUCGAGUGGGUCUAAGCGGCCGUGAGGACCUCUCCAGGAGUACCCGACAGUCCUCUCCAUUCAUUCAUCCAUCCAUCCAUCCAUCCAUCCAUCCAUCUAUCCAGCCAGCGAGCCAGUCAGCCAGCCAUCCAUAGACGCGCUCUCCUCUCCUACGAAGAGAGAGUGUAUCCUCGACGAAGGUGGAGGCGAACCCGUAGAGUGGUACAUCUACCAUCGUCUCUCUAUCGGCAGAGUCCAAGGACUCGAAGACCCCCCGGGUGAUUUCAGUCGGCCGCCGGCCGGCUCUGGCCGGCCACUAUCCUCGACCACGUGUGUGCCAUCGUUCUUCCCAUCGUGUCGUGUCAGUUUCGGUGUCGUGACGUGACGUGUGAUCUACCUGCCGGGCGGAAGCCUCCUUCGUCCUCCGAGGGUCGAGCGACUGCUCGUCCGGUGCGCGCGAGACCCUUCGCCAAGGAGACUCGUCGCUGCCACCACGCGGCGGACGCACAUCGAACCGUGCUCUCCUCUCCGUUCUUACCUUCGCGAACGGUGAUCUUAGAAGCCGUGGGACGCUCGCUUGGUUGUCCUUGACCAUCGACCAGGAGGUGUGCUCCAGCCCUCUCGCGCGUCGAGUGUCGAGCAAGUGCCCUCUUCGAACGGAGAAAUGCGCCGGACGACGCGGUGUCGUCGCUGGACGCGUCCAGCACCGGGUAUAGAGAAGAUGGACGCUACUCGCGAACUUUAUCGUAUCGGUUGACUCCCAGUGAUAUCCAAAGAAUCCAACGGGAACCAGUGAUAUAUCGUGCAGUUAGAGGAUUAUUCGGUGUGAAUGAUCAAAGUGCGACUGUGAACCCUCCGAACCGUGCAAAGUGAUCGGUUAACGCGAGACUUUGGUAUCCCUGAUCAAAUAAAAAAAAAAAAAAAAAAAAAAGAAAGGAAAGAAAGGAAGGAAUUGAUUCCACGGAUCAGUCUGACGGACGCCGCGUCCGAGAUAUUCGAAACAACGUCGAGGUCCGCGCGUCUGGCAGCGGUGGCAGGUUCGUCAUGUCGUUUUCUCGCGGUUAGCGCCGGCCUCAGGAUUCCGCGAAGCGCGAGCUUCAAGUACUUCGACGGCGCUGGCCUUGCCGAGAUGAGCGGUGGCAACGGCGGCGGCGGAGGCGGCGGAAACAACGCCGGGAACCAAGGAAACGGUAAUGCCACCAGCUACCACCAGCAUCAACAGCAACAGCAACAGCAACAACAACAACAACAACAACAACAACACACUCAGCUGGAGCAGGCAAGCUUGCUGCCGGACGAUCUAAACGGUAUUGACCUGGCGGUGAACCUGUCGCCCAAACAGCACUCGUCCCACGUACAAGCGGCUGGCGGCGCUCAUACUAUACCGUUCAGUGUCAACAGCAUCCUGUCCCCGAACGACGAAUCGUACAGGAAGCUCGGCCAGGAAAUCGGCGUCGGCGUGGUCACGCAUCCUCAGGUCUCGCCUUACGGGAACGCGUGCGGCGCCCGAGUGGGCGGCAAUACCGGUAGCUUGAGUGCGAGCAGCGGCAGUCCACCGCUUCACGGAGGCUCGACGCCCGGUGGCGGCACUCCCGGACCGGUUUCCGGUGCCAACGACGCCGCCGGCCCCGGCAUGACCGCCAUGGGGAAUCCUUACGCUACCAUGCAGCUCACCUCUCAGUAUCAGUAUUGCGCCGCGGAGCUGUCCCCUUAUCACCACGCGGGAUCAGGGGUCGCGGGAGGUGCCACCGCCACCGAUCCCAUGAGGUCUCAUCAUCCCUGGUACGCGCCCGCCCCGCCGGCCACCAACGACCCCCGCUUUGCCAUCGCUUGUUCGUCUCCGCCCUCGGAUGAAAACAACCAGUGGUGCAUUGACGCUGCUUUAGAAGCUGAAUACCUCGUCUCGCGGCUGAUGGGCGCCGCGGCGGCGGGCGCCGGGUCCAACAUGGCCGGGUGCUCGGUGGGCCAGUCGAUGGGCGACGUGACCAAGUCCUCGGGAAUGGGAAUGGGCGUCGGCGUCGGCGUCGGUGUCAGCAUGGGCGUCGGCGGGAUGCAGUUUCCCCACCUAACCCAAAGACGAAAGCGUCGCGUUCUCUUCACCCAGCAGCAGGUUCACGAGCUCGAGAGGCGGUUCAAACAGCAGAAAUAUCUGAGCGCCCCGGAACGGGAACACCUGGCGUCCCUGAUCAAUCUCACGCCCACACAGGUGAAAAUAUGGUUUCAAAAUCAUCGAUACAAGUGCAAGAGGCAAGCCAAGGAGAAGGCGAUGGCGGAACAGAACGCUCAGAACCAGAGCGUGAGUUCGCCGCGUCGAGUGGCGGUGCCGGUGCUGGUGAAGGACGGCAAGCCUUGCGGAAGCGGCGGCGGUGGCGGGAACGAAGGUAGCCGCGGAGGUCCUAGCGCGGCGUUGGCGAGUCCUGCCCCGCACAUGACGGCGGCGUCGAGCCCUCACGGGUCCCAUCACGCCGCCUCCUCGGUGUCCCAUCACUCCGUGGUCGGCGUGAGCCACGUGAUGACGUCCAGCCAGAGCCUCCAGCACUGCUCGUACACGAGGACAGGGGCGCAGCAGAGCAUGCAGCAGCAACAGCAGCCGCAGUGCGGCGCGUACCUGCCGUUCCAAGGUCGGGCCUGGUAGUACAUGCCAUCGACGGUGGGGACGAACCCCUCCGUCGCUGGUCCAGCUGCCUGGUACCCCAUAGAGGACAGCCCCUAGAAAGAGUACCGCGAACGGACUCCGCUAGGAGCAACGGAGGAGUAACGGAGCCCACUGUCCUUUCGACGGAGGAACGCGGGUGUGCUCGACGUCCGCACCGCUGGAGACCGUCCCUCCUCGGCGACGAACUGUAGUGGACGAUUACGGUGUGAAUUGUACCCCCCAUAGAGGGGGCGCGGAACCUCGAGGAGAGGAAUUAUCCUCGAGAGGAGAACGAGGAAUCGCUAGAAGGCGAUAGGGACAUCCGUUAGAGUCUCGAGGGCCCUGCGCGGACUUGGUGCGCGUUAGACCGCGGGACGGUUACUCGAGGACAGUGAUUAUAGCGCGCGAGUCUCUCGCGUGGAUUCGAAUCGCUUCGGGCAUCGGUCGAACGCGAUCGCCUCUGUGUAAAGUACUUAUAUCGUUCGAGCCGGUCCCUUCGAGAAGGGACGCGACUUUUAGGUGUUCGAUGCCAACCGAGGAUUUAUUAAUACACCGCGAGAGGUGCCUCGAGCUUCUUCAGGCUUCGAUUCUUGCUAGGGGCGAUUCGAAUCUCGCGAUCGGAGAUACAUCACCUUAAAAGGUGAUCGAAACCUUUGUAUACGGCGUGUAAGACUCGUUUGCAACGAAACGAAUAAUCCAUCGCUAUAGUAAAGUCUCCAUAACUACGCAAGCUCGGGACCGACCUAGUGCAGUUAUCGCAGAGUUCGUGUAUUCUCCGAUGUUUGCCGACGAGCUUCGAACGUAGAGAAGGACAGCGAAUAAAGAAGAGGACGUAGCGAAAAUGCAGAGCAUGUCGAACUCUACGAUCUUCCAAGAGGUAUACCCCACAGCGGUGGGGCUUGUUUCUGCGCAUUUAUCGUAGACAGAUUUGUGGAGUUACGGAGACAUUACUGUAUAGUUCGUCGUUCGCGACGCUUCGUUUCCGACGCCAGCCAGGAGUCGUCCGGGCUCCCUGAUUCGUCGUGACUCUCGCUGGUUCGCGUGGCGGCGAUCGAUCGCGAGUUUGCGAACCUUGAGCGCGAAUGCAAGGGACGAUUCUCGAUAGGAUAAGCUAGACUCGGAGGCUGCACGACUCGAAAGCGAGGAGAUCGGAGUUCUUAAUUCUUCAGGAAGCGACCGAGUCGAUUCCGAGAUAUCCUCGGGUCAAACUCAGAUAUCCUGCCUUUAAAUACCUAUCAAAGAUAGAUCCUAGGAUCUCUUUGGAUCUCGAGAUAUUUUCAGAGCAAGGCAGCCUCUAUCUAAAAAUCAAAAGAAAGAUUAUUAUUCUAGGAUUCUAGGAUCUUUCUUGACCCCAAAAUAUCUUCAGAUCAAGCUGAGAUAUCCUACCUUUAUUAACGUAUCAAACAUCGUUCUAGGAUCUCUCUCGAUCCUAAGAUAUUCUCUGGUCGAGCUCAGGUAUCUUUCUUCCAGAGAUCUAUCGAAGAUCAUUCCUAGGAUCUCCAAGAUCUCAGCUCGCGUCCUCCUCGAAGAAUUAAGGGCACCUCUCCGCGAGCUAAUCGGUAACAAAAUGGAGCGAUAGAGCUCGCUACGCGUACACAGAUUCUCUGUGCUGGGAACUGGCGUGGGUGGAGGUGCAACGAAACGUCAAAGCGGAUUGCAGGCGCGCGAAUAAUCUGUCCGCGCCACUCGAAACGCGCCGAUUUCAAUUGCGAGAAACCGUACACCGGCGUGUUCGAUCGCGUGACUCGGUUUCACCAAAAGCGUCACCCGAUCCUGAGCGACAGUGUUGCGAGCCGCUGCAACAAUGCCUUCCGUCGAGGACUAUCACCCUCUGGGAUUUGAAUUUUAGGCGAACCGGGGAACCUGUUGGCGUUUACGUCCGUCGGGGGCUAACAUGGACCGUACGUGAUUCGAUUCGAGAAACGGGGAGAUAGAAAUCAGAGAAGCUAAGGAUCUCGUAGGAUAUUGACUUCUAGGAUCUUGAAUUCUAGGAUACUAAAUACUAGGAUCUUGACUCCUUGAACUUUGACUUGUAGAGUCUUGACUUCUAGGCUCCUAAUUCCGGGAUCUUGACUUCUAGAAUUUUCACUCCUAAAAGUUUCGAAUCCUAGAGUUUUGACUUCUAGAGUCUUGACUCCUACGGUCUUGACUCCUACAGUCUUGACUUCUAGCCUCCUAACUCCAGGAUCUUGACUUCUAGAAUUUUGACUCCUAAAAGUUUCGAAUCCUAGAGUUUUGACUUCUAGAGUCUUGACUCCUACGGUCUUGACUCCUAGAGUCUUGACUUCUAGCCUCCUAAUUCCAGGAUCUUGACUUCUAGAAUUUUCACUCCUAAAAGUUUCGAAUCCUAGAGUUUUGACUUCUAGAGUCUCGACUCCUACGGUCUUGACUCCUAGAGUCUUGACUUCUAGCCUCCUAACUCCCAAGAUCUUGACUCCUAGAAUCUUGACUCCUACAGUCUUGCCACCUAGACUCCUAGCUCCUAGAAUAGGAAUGCCACAACCAUUUUGAAAUCUGACUCGGAAUAGAUUCUCCAACCCUGAUCGAUCGAGGCACUUAAGGAUAGAGAAGGGUAUCCUCUAUAAUUACGAACGUCGAGAUUAAAGUAUUCCCCACCGAGUUUGGUGGUUCAUCCUCGUUAGUGGAACUUCCAGGGGUCAGGUCCUCGUUACGUGUUCCGGAAACUCGAUGGAAGAAACGCGAGUUUAGACUGCUCGGAGUUAGCCCCCGAUUGGUUACGCGAUUUAAAACCCUGGAUCGUCCAGCCAUGUUAAUGCUCGAUGCUUGCGCGAUGCUUGGGCGACUUUCGAUACCCUAACGCCGAAAUAUUCUCGAGCAUCGGCUUGGACUAAUCAUUCAGAGAGCUAGUCCAAGGAAACUGCCUGCGAGCAGAUACUCGGGAUUUGUCUCAGUACAGGUGGAGUACCGUGAUAAUGGUUCUUUUGAAUCAGAGGAAGUAGAGGAGCUUUAUUAUCUAGUUGAUGAGUAAGUUUAUUAGGACAGAAAUUAAAAUAAAGUUUCUUCAAGGGUCGAGUGAGACUCUAACAAGAUUAAUUGCGAAAUACCAGGGGCUAUUUGACCCCUGAAGAAGCUACCCAAAGGAUGUUCAAAACGGCUUCAAGCCUCAGUUAAUAUCAAUUACAGGGACUUGUCAUGUGUAUUUUGCUUUCGAUCUUGGUACAACUCAAAUCUAUCGUUGAGCUUCCUUUACUCGUUGAUCUAGUCAAUCGUACUAUGCUUUUAACCGACCUCGAAAAGGAGGAGGUUACUCGAUUCGACAUGUAUAUUUCAUUUUUUCUGACGAAGAUAGAGGCCUCUGGUCGGACCCCAUUCUCAGGAUACUCCACACGUGUUAAUUUAUCGAAGGCCUUAACUCUGCGCACACCCAAGUGUUCCAUCUGUGCCUGCAAGAACUGCCAUAUAUAUAUCGGACCACACGAACAGCCACGAGCAGACGAUAACUGCGACUUUGCGCAUUCGGUGGAAGAACCAACGGGGAAUACUAGGGAAGCCUAGGUCGCAAGUACUGCUACUCGACGUGCACUAUCCAAAGUUGAUUUUGAUUUCUGGAAUUUUUACUUUUAGGAUCCUGAGUCACAGGAUUUUCAUUCUUGGGAUUCUGAGUCUUGGGAUCUUGACUCUUAGGAUCUUGAUACGCAGAGUCUUGAUCUCUAGGCUUCUAAAUUCCAGGAUUUUUACUUCUAGGCCCCUAAAUUCUAGGAUCUUGACUUCUAGAGUUUUGAUUUCUAGAGUUUUGAUUUCUAGAGUUUUGAAUUCUGGAGUUUUGACUUCUAGAGUCUUGACUCAAAGGAUCUUGACUCCUAGAGUUUUGAUUCCUAGGCUCCUAACUCUUAGGAUUUUCAUUCCUAGGAUCUUGACUCCUGGAAUCUUGACUCCUAGAAUCUUGACUCCUAGAAUCUUGACUUCUAGAAUCUUGACUUCUAGAGUCUUGAUUCCUAGGCUCCUAACUUCUAGGAUCUUGACUCCUAGAAUCUUGACUUCUAGAGUCUUGAUUCCUAGGCUCCUAACUUCUAGGAUC